UUGAUAACAGGUUUCAGUUUCAAGCUUCGCUCCGUCUUUCAGAUCAACCUCAUUGCUGCUCCACAUUUUGUCGUAACGACACAGACGCUUGAUCGAGAACACGGGCUCACUGCUGUUAAUGCAGCGCUAGAUGUUGUUAAGCAGACCAUAGAAAAAUAUGGAGGGAAAUUUUCUAUCAAAGAAGAGGCUCGCGUCGUCACCGAUGUUGACGAUAACGAUAUCAAGAAGAGGCUGGAGUUGGCUGAACUGGAGGAAGAGGAAGGAUCUGAUGAGGAUGAAGAUGAAAGUGAAGAGGAAGAUGACGAUGGUCUGGUAGCGCCGAAAGGACUAGAUCAACAAAUGGACGUUGAAGAUGCUCUUCAAGCA
Messenger RNA from Cooperia oncophora, 366 nucleotides. The record is from the annotation of a GenBank genome assembly. Lineage: Eukaryota; Metazoa; Nematoda; Chromadorea; Rhabditida; Trichostrongylidae.